This is a messenger RNA of Theileria equi strain WA, 747 nucleotides long. RefSeq lists its product as hypothetical. The transcript has 2 exons. The record is from RefSeq and is a predicted model, not a curated record. Gene Ontology annotation, cellular component: eRF1 methyltransferase complex. Gene Ontology annotation, molecular function: S-adenosylmethionine-dependent methyltransferase activity; nucleic acid binding; protein methyltransferase activity. Bases 1 to 747 code for a protein of 248 amino acids. Gene Ontology annotation, biological process: methylation. Lineage: Eukaryota; Apicomplexa; Aconoidasida; Piroplasmida; Theileriidae.
AUGUCAAAUACCAUUGAUUAUAGUCAUAUGGAUAAUUCCACAUACAAAGAAAAUGUCUAUACACCUAGUGAGGAUACGUUCUUUUUCGUUGAUAUCCUAAAGGAGGAUAUUCCCAGGAUACUGGCAUUAGAGCCUUUAUUUGUUUUAGAAGUUGGCUCUGGAAGUGGAUACAUUUCGACCUAUCUCCUAAAACUUUUUGAAUCACAUCUAUCGAAUGGAUCCAACGUACCAUUAGCAUUAGAAUCAGAGAUAGUUAGAACAGAUCAUUCAGAGGCAAUACAACAUUUGCCGUUUUUAGUGGCAGUAGACAUUAAUAACCGUGCAAAUGAAAGCACAAUGGACAUGUUUAAGCUCAAUUCUGUUUCGAGUUAUUCGGACGUCGUUUGCAUUGAUUUGCUAGGUGAAUCAACCGUCAACCGUUUUUUUGACCUAGUACUUUUUAAUCCACCAUAUGUUCCUUGUGAAUACGGAUUAAGUGGUUCUCAAAAUCUGAUCGAUUGUGCUUGGAACGGUGGGAUCAACGGAGCUGAGGUUAUUGUCAGUUUUAUAGAAUCCGUUGGUAGUUAUCUAUCAGAAAACGGAGUAGUAUACUUAUUGGUAGAGAAGAGAAACAAGAUCGACACGAUAAUACGCAUCGUAGAGGAUAAUGGUUUUAAGGCGAAUCUCAUAGGCACACGAAAAAUUAUCGGUGAAACACUCUCAAUGAUAAGGUUUUCUAGGAGUGAUGAAUACAAUGCUAAUACUUGA